GGCUGAAAUAUUUAACUUAAGAAGGGAACAUAUGGUGAAUUCAUAGGUUAAAGAUUUGAUUUACUACAAGUAUUAUUUUGUGAGAAAUCCAGACGACGUUUGAAUGGUCAAAUAAACAAACAAGUCAAAUUUAUUUAUUUAUGGUAAAGAUUAAGAGUGGAAUCAGUGUUGAUUAAUGGCAUCGACAUAUUAAGAAGGGAGGAUUCGGACAAACAACAAAGAAAGAAAACAAACACAGAAAAAAAAAUCAUCAACUCCAAAGAAAAGAAAGAAAAAAGAAACGAGAGAAACUCACAAUGGCAGAUCAACUCACCGAUGAACAGAUCUCUGAAUUCAAGGAAGCCUUCAGCUUGUUCGAUAAGGACGGCGAUGGUUGCAUCACGACCAAGGAGCUUGGAACUGUUAUGCGGUCACUAGGACAGAACCCAACCGAGGCAGAGCUCCAAGACAUGAUCAAUGAAGUAGAUGCCGAUGGCAACGGCACCAUUGACUUCCCCGAGUUUCUAAACCUUAUGGCCAGGAAGAUGAAGGACACUGAUUCUGAGGAGGAGCUGAAGGAGGCAUUCCGCGUCUUUGACAAGGAUCAAAACGGGUUCAUUUCUGCUGCUGAGCUCCGCCACGUGAUGACCAACCUUGGUGAGAAGCUCACUGAUGAAGAAGUCGAUGAGAUGAUCCGCGAGGCUGAUGUUGAUGGUGACGGCCAAAUAAACUAUGAAGAGUUUGUUAAGGUGAUGAUGGCUAAGUAAUCACAAACUCUUCCACCACAAACUGAAUGAAAUAUGGUUAUUUAAAAAGAAAAAAAGAAAAGGCAAAAAGAAAGAUUUAGGACAAGGUUGACUUGUAUAACAGUACACCAAAUCCUAGGCUCCUAGCUCAAUGUCUUGUUUCUUCAUUUUUAUUUGGUUGGUUCUGAGUUCAGCAAUUUAUGACAUUUUUGUGGUAAAUGUGCUGCUAAUGGUUGUGAUGGAAUUGAUGUAUUUGUAGUUUGUUUUGUGACUGUAUCCCACGUUUUAAUGUUUAUUUUCAAGUCGCUUUAGACCACUCCUCAGUUUUGGUGUCUCUAUGGAACUAUGCUCCUUUGUGAAUGCAAUCUUUAAUGCUGAUCAAGGUCAAAUCUCACAUGAC
Molecule: messenger RNA, 1125 nt
Organism: Arachis ipaensis
Lineage: Eukaryota; Viridiplantae; Streptophyta; Magnoliopsida; Fabales; Fabaceae
Product: calmodulin
Cellular component (GO): myosin II complex
Molecular function (GO): calcium ion binding
Source: RefSeq, a predicted model, not a curated record